UGCUUCUUGAGUCGAGCGGCGACAUUGUUUGUGUGUGCUGCAGGAACCGACGAGCCUUGGUGCCUUGCCACGUCUCUCCCUCCGCAGAGCUCCCCGUCUCCCGCACAUUUUUUUGGACCCCGAUUUCGCCGUCUAGACCUGUGCCAAGCGUGGCUGCCUCUUGCUUCCGCCCAAGUGAAGGGACCUCCUGCGCGAGGCGCCUGCACCCAAGCCGCUGCAAUUUGAUCACUGCCCGCACACCCCCCCAGCCGACCUUCCCCCCAAUCAACAGCCGACUGAGUGCACCACGCCGCCAGGCCUUUGACCCUCUUUUUGUCUUUGCCGCGCCCAGUCGGGCCAACCAGAUGCCCCAUUGCGACCCAUACUCUCCAUGACCGUUUCAAAUCCGCAUCUUGACACCUCUGGAAACAUUGAAUCGACAACCAGACAGCCCGCCCGCCCCGCGAGGUCCCCUGACUGCCGCCAGCAAAUUCGUGCAGAGGACAAGCACCAAGGCACUUUGGACAAGGCUUCUUGGACGCGGCCACGCUGCGAGCGCCCCUUUUGCACCAUCACCACCUUUAGCCCAGUAUUCCCGCGCGGGAUUCGCCGCCCAGUAACCCACAUUCAACCACUAACUACGUCGCAAACGGGACGACGGCAAUAGAAAAAGAGCAAAAGCUGGGAAUUGAAACGCUCCAUCGCCAAGCACACAGGAUUUCGGGGGGUUGAGCAAAAAAGAGGAGGGAAAAGCAGAAGCAAAAAGCGAACAACAAAGCACCAACCCGACCGAACCCGCUGCCUCAAACCUGGGACACCCUCCUAGUCACUCUCGCGAGCAGAAUCGACAGGAAAAAUUGGCGUCCAGUCGCAUGACGUGAAUCAGAAGCCACAACUCCCCCAAAUAGCCGCGAAAGGGCGAACAGCCGACCUGCAUCCAGGCCUGCCUCCCCUCUUGACCCCGUCGCCGACCUCGGUUUUCCCCAAGAGAAGGGACGGCCAAACCUAAUCUGGGAUCGCACCGCGCGCUGUCGCUGCCCGUCGCCUCGUUUCCCCAUUCCAGUCCAAGCUCAGCCCGCCCAGCCAUUCCCGACUCUCCAGCGCCCGGCCAAUUUCUCCGUCGCCGUAGAACCCACCAUUCACCGACCGCCACUCCCCAAGCCAACCCUGGUCUACCCGCCGCAAAAAAAGAAAAAGAAAGAAAAAACACUACCAUCACGACCGGCCGACCCGCCCUGACCGCCGCAUACCCGCCCGUCCAUCCCGGAAGCAGCCCCCCUGGUCGACUGCCCUCGACGGACCUCUAGGCAUCGGUGGCCCCUCCGCCCGGUGAGGUGGUGAUGGCACAUGCGCCCCUCCUGAGAUCAAGCACGACGCCCAUUUUCCCAGCGUCCAACAACGGGGUUUCCAGACUGCAGGGCGCGAUGGCCGCGCCGCCGAGGAUGAGCCAUCUCUCUGGCUCGACCGCCUUUAACUCCACCACCUCCCUCUCCAGUCUCGUCAGCACCGCCUCGACCGUCGUGCCCCCGUCCAAUGGCCAGGUCGUGGCCACAAACAACAUCAUCAACCAGAGGGCCGACGCCUCUAGGUCGCUGUACCAGAUAUGCGUCUCGCUCAAGCAGCGCCUGGCCCAGGUGCCCGGCUUCGAGCAGUACCUGGCCAAGAUGGACGCGCUAGAGGCCCAGAACCCCGACGGCGGCAUCGUCGACUCGGUAUGGAGCUUGCUGAGGCUGGGUUCGCCCCUGCUCUUCAUCUAUAACCUCCUACAGCCCGAGAACCCCAUCGUCAUCGACGACGCCGGCGCCAGCGACAAGAAGAAGUCCCAGAUGUACAUCUACAAAUUUGUCGAGGCGGUCAAAAAGGACCUCAACCAGUCCGAUAUCUUUACCAUCAGCGAUUUGAUAAAAGAUGACACGACCGGGUUUGUCAAGGUAACCUCUGUGGUAAACUACGUACUCGACAUCUGCCAAGAACGUGGUUUAUUAAACCAGAUCCAACCCUACCCCGAGGAUGACGUUCUACCAGAUGGCAAGGAAAAGAUGAGCUACCGGGAUUACAUCGUGAAGGAGCUUGUCGACACCGAACGGAAAUAUGUGCAGGACUUGGAGAACUUGCACGACCUGAAAAAGGCCUUGGAGGAGAGGGGCAUCAUCCCAGGAGACACGGUUCACCAGAUAUUCCUCAACAUCAACCUUAUCCUCAACUUCCAGCGUCGGUUCCUUAUCCGCGUCGAAACGACCAACUCGAUGCCUUCCACUGUCCAGCGCUGGGGCCAGCCCUUUGUCGUCAUGGAGGACAACUUCGACAUCUACCAGCCAUUCAUCGCCAACCAGCGGAAAGCCGCCAUGGUGGCACAGGCGCACUUUGACAAGAUCAAGACUAUCGAACACCCCGUGGCCUGCGACUUCAACACUCUCGACGGCUUUCUGCUGAAGCCGAUGCAGAGGCUGGUCAAGUAUCCGCUACUGCUUAAGGACUUGCUCAAAAAGAGCGACGAUGAGGAGAUCAAGGCAGACCUCUCCGCAGGCAUUCAAUCUGCCGAAAAAGCCUUGUCCAAGGCCAACGAAGCUGUCGAUCGAGAUCUGCUCGAUGAGGCCCUCGAGGACCUCAAGUCAAGAGUGGAUGACUGGAAGAGUCAUCAAGUCACCCAGUUCGGCUCUCUGCUCUUGCAUGGCGUGCACACGGUUCUAACCGGCAAGACGGAGGCGGAGAGAGAUUACGAAAUUUACCUGUUCGACUGCAUUUUGCUUUGCUGCAAGGAGAUCUCGCCCAACAAAAUCAAGGACAAGAAGGACAAGACCAAGUCCACAGGGCCCAGGAUCCGGAACAAGAACGCAAAACUGCAGCUUAAAGGGCGCAUUUUCAUGACCAACGUCACCGAGAUCCUGUCCUUUUCGAAACCAGGCUCUUACACGGUCCAAAUAUGGUGGAAGGGAGACCCCGGUGUGGAAAACUUUGUUAUCAAGUUCCAGAAUGAGGAGACGAUGAAGAAGUGGGCGUCGGGUCUGGAUGCCCAGAGGAAAAAGCAGGCAGGGCCUGCCGCGGCGACCAGCCCCGACCAAGCGACCCCCGAUUUCACAUGGAUGCAAGGUCAAACCAACCUGCAGAACCCUUACGUUCAGGACGACGACGACGAGAACGACGACGAUAUCGUCCCGCCGCCACUACAAGCCCAGUAUGGCACCAUGACCGGCACCAUGCCGCGCAACGCUUCCACGUCCAGCCUACGGGGCAGAUCACAAACAAACGAGAGCGGCCUGGGCAGAGUGCCUCCCCCACGCUUCCCGAUGCCCGCGCCACCAGCGCCCCUUAGCUUGCAGACGGCGAAUGGUCAGCAGUCACCCAGCUACCGUGGCGGUGAUUCGUACUUCUCGCCGGUUUUGGACACCCCGGUGUCCUCGCGGACCAGCACCACGUCGAGCAUUUACACUGGCAGCGCUAGCUACGCCUUCCCCAAGGCUGGUCAGCCAUAUGCGGGGCCGUGGGAGGGAGAGAUGAACCGAUAUACAGCUCCUGCCAUGCCUCGCGCGCCAUCCAGGGAUGGAUCGUCUCCGGUGAAUCCCUACGGCAUGGUCAACGGGCGCAACCCCCGCGGGCCCUCGAUGCCGGUCAUGGCGUCGCACAGCGCACAAGCCGCCGCAUCUCUGUCGCGCAGCCGCUCCUACAGCACGCCUGACAUUCAGGGCCCCCCGGGCGUCCGCAGGACGCCUGGUGGCAGUCAGAACAACGUGCCCGCCGUGCCCGGUAUUCCGGCACACCUCGCUCACGAACGGCACGACUCUAAUAUCCCGCGCUCACACUCUGGCAGCCCCGUGAACAAUCUACCGCUCAGGGCGAACACCCAGAGCCCCGGGGUCCAAAGGGAGCGCAUGCUGCAACAAGGCGGCAGCUAUGGUGGGACCAUGGCGCAGUUCCCAUCGCAGCCCAUCUAUCAGCGCCAGGGCACGCCCGGACCUACCAGUACCCCUAGUAGCAACCUUGCGCCGGCGCCUUUGAACUUGGAUCGCGAGAGGGCCGUGUCGCCCCCGCUAGCCACAGGAGCACCCAUACCACCAAGCGGCGGGUUUGGGGGUCCCGAGAUGACGCUGCCGACCCAGCUCAAGGUCAAGGUCAACUAUGACAAUGCCAACUACGUGACCCUCGUCGCGGCGUACAACAUCACGUACCAGAGCCUUGUGGACCGAAUCGACGCGAAGCUCGCCCGCUUCACCAACAGUGGAGUCAGCCGGGGAAACCUAAGACUCCGGUACCGGGACGACGAGGGCGACUUCGUCAGCAUCGUAUGCGACGAGGACGUGCAGAUGGCCUUUACCGAUGGGCGCAACGGCGACAGGGACAUGUAUAAUGGCGGCGUCGGCGAGGUCGAGCUGUUUUGCGCAACCGUCGGUGGCGGCGACAACUAGGCAGCCUAACCUUGUCUGGUACUGCAGUCGCACAGUGCUAUUGGUGACCUCCAUCAAGUCGCCAUCUCGCUGGGCCCACAGCUUCCCCCUCCUAACACCUAUCUAACCAAAGGCAGAUCGCCAUCCAUCGCCCGUCCAUGCCCGGCAUUCUAAAGCGUUCUUGUGCUUUUCAUCCGCCCCCCAGUACAAAUGAGAUCCAACAUACUCAUUGCAUACAUCAUCGGCGUCUGGCUUGUCGUUUCCCACUUUCUACAACUCCAAAUACCACACCUCCUUGCUCCAUUUUCCCCCUUUUGAUCCAUACCCCAGCUCUCCUCGAGGCGGCGUCUUUUCCUCUCCUCGCAACAUCGGGCCCUUUAGACGGUUUCAGCCUCGUCAAUUUCUCCUUUCCUUGCAUUCAAGGGGUUUUGCCAACCCCGCAUACUGAUACCAAAAACUGGAUUCUCGCGUGGUUUCCUCCGAGCAUUUCGUUUUCUCGUUGUGCUCUUGCUCCUUUUCUUCCUGGUUCCUUCGUUUCCUAUCCCCUUGAGCAAUAUAGAUCACACCUGGAGGCGAGACGCGUUGUUUGCCGCCUCUCCUCCGUUGGGAUGCAUUUGUGUCCCAUUUUUACAUAUCCUUGGCUAACCCACUCUAUAACUAACCCUGCCUGGGUGUUUUUUUUUACCCUCGUCGGACGACAGGCCCAUUUGUACUCGGAGGUGAUUUUAUGUCCUCUCACCCUCUCUCUUCCUUUGCUUGCUUUCAUCUUCUUUCGUCUGUCGUAAGUUUCAUGUUUUGGAGAUACCUGACCUUGAACACUCGUUGCCCUUUGUGGGCGAGCUUGAAUUUGAAACCAAGUUAGUUUCUAUUGACGUGCCGUCACAACUAUGUAUUUAUGCGUUCGGUCCGCUCCUAGUAAUAUCUGCC
This is a messenger RNA of Gaeumannomyces tritici R3-111a-1, 5288 nucleotides long. RefSeq names its product rho guanine nucleotide exchange factor scd1. Bases 1320 to 4382 code for a protein of 1020 amino acids. Gene Ontology annotation, cellular component: division septum; nucleus; mating projection tip. The record is from RefSeq and is a predicted model, not a curated record. Lineage: Eukaryota; Fungi; Ascomycota; Sordariomycetes; Magnaporthales; Magnaporthaceae. The transcript has 5 exons. Gene Ontology annotation, molecular function: guanyl-nucleotide exchange factor activity; protein binding. Gene Ontology annotation, biological process: septin ring organization; establishment of cell polarity; intracellular signal transduction.